CUAUCUUUCACUUCAAUUUCUCUCUCUCCCUUUUGAAACUCUAAAUGCCCCCUUCUGCUUCGUUCUCUCCUCCAUAGCCCACAAACUCAUUCUGGUCCAUAUAAUCGCUGCCCAUCCACGCUCUCUUUAUGGCUCUCCCUGGUUCUCAAAACCUCAUUUCAGUAAGCCAUAUAUCUCCAUUUGAAAAGCCAUCUCUUAAACACCAUUUUCAACAACCCCCAUCUGAAAACCCUAACUCACCGAGCUGAGCGGAAUCUUCGUCUCAGAUCACAAUCACGGCGAUGGCGCUGUUAGUUUCAGCUGGUGAAAUGCCGGCGAUGCUGGGCGACUAAGAUAUCUGUUGCGUGGUUGAUGCGCUCUCGAACGUCAACAGCCUUGGUGAUACAUGUUGGGUCGAGAUCUCAACCAGCGCUCCCCCGUGAAGAUGUUCUGGAGGUUUAAUUUUAGCAAGAUUAAGAAGAUUGGUUUCCGUAUGUGCUGUCGCGGUAAAAAAACCUCUACCUUUAUGAUCUUUGGAAGAAAUCUGACCAUUCUGGUAGUUGGUAUAGGUGAUUUGCAGCAUUGCCUUUGUGCCUUGAAUCUUCCCCAUUUCGUUGGGUAAGUCACGCUGAUUUCGCAUUAUCCAACAACAUCAAGCUGUAUCAUUUUUAUUCAUUGCAAAAUAUAGUCUCCAAAUUAAUCUUCAUGUCUCUUCAAGAAAUGGUUUUGGUAUUAUGUAGGCCGGUAAUGAUAAUAAUACAACACCAACUCUCUAUCUUUUUGAUCCGUAUAUACGUUUUUGUUUCACAUGAAAAUAUGGCUGGGGUGUUGAUCUGAUUUGAGAAAAGUGGGAGAAAAGAUAAUUGCAGGAAGAAGAUAGAAAAUAUUUGUGCUUUCAGCAAGUGCAGUGAUAUGAUAGGAUCUCAAGAGUGGUUUGAAAUUAUAUAUUGGUAUUUGUACCUUUUUAGUGGUUGGUGUUCAUAUCCAUUGUUUUCUUUUGCAUUGUUAGUGUCUAUAGAAAAUGAGUUAUUUGGGUGUAGGUUUUAGUCCUGGAACAGUUCUAGCGUACCAUAGCACAAACCUGAAAUUGUUCGAUAAGAGGAUCAAGAUAGCUGAGUUGGUGUUAAGGUUUAUGAUUCUUGGUCUUGGAGUUGUUGCAGCUGUUCUUAUUAGAACUGAUUCACAAGUGAAGGUGUUUUUCUCCUUUGAGAAGGAAGCUAAAUUCACUGAUGUUAAGGCUUUGGUAUUCUUGGUUGUUGCGAAUGGUUUGGCUGCUGGAUACUCUUUGAUUCAAGGACUCCGUUGUGUUGUGAGUUUGGUUAGGGGAAGUGUUCUCUUCAACAAGCCCUUAGCUUGGGCCAUUUUCUCUGCUGAUCAGGUCUGGUGUUGAUGAAGAGCUUCAGGUGGUGCUUAUUAAAGGUCAUGUAAAAGCUACUUGAUUGUGGAUGAUAUUCUAACUCAUGAAACUGAAGUUGCUUCACGGCUAAUGAACACGCUCCAAAAAAAGGACCAAUUGUUCUCUGAUUUCGAGAUGUUGGUUUGAUUUUAUGAAUUUCAGAGGGAUAGAGGUAAGAUGCUGUAAGUACAUUAUAAAGAUAUGGCAAGUGAGGUGUCGAACAAUUUCAGGUUCAUGAAGAAAUAAUGGGAUGGUUUAGCAUCAAGCAUGUUGAGCUAUUAAACUGGUUUGUUUUAAUGAAAAAAUUGUAACACUAGAGACAACUUAUGUAGCUGUGAGAUUUUGCCAGCCUCUAUGAAUGUCCAAUGUGUGGUAAAGAGCCAGAGAAUGUACGCCAUCUUUUCUUUAGUUGUGAUGUAGCAUUGAGUCUUUGGGGCGAUGUACUAUAUAAUAUAGGUCUGCAUUGUAGAUGAGCUAAAGAAUGCUUAAAGUCAUGGAUUGCGGCACCGAUUCCAGCGAGGUAUAAGCAGCAGUGGGAGAUAAAUACACAGGUUUUGAAAUGGGAGAUAAAGUAUUGGAGCCAAUCUUGGGUGUCGAAUAAAGAAGAGCGCAAGAGAGGAGAAUUUAAAAUUCAAUAAUAUAAUGAUUUGAGGAGUGGAUGAAAUAUGUACAUAUGCUUUGUCUUAUUGUGGUCUUGAUUAUUAUUAUAGGAUGGUUUUUA
Arachis stenosperma is the source of this 2096-nucleotide messenger RNA. RefSeq names its product CASP-like protein 2B1. Lineage: Eukaryota; Viridiplantae; Streptophyta; Magnoliopsida; Fabales; Fabaceae. The record is from RefSeq and is a predicted model, not a curated record. The coding region runs from base 1001 to 1369 and encodes 122 amino acids. The transcript has 6 exons.